Labrus mixtus (cuckoo wrasse) is the source of this 3971-nucleotide messenger RNA. Its product is annotated as NT-3 growth factor receptor-like. Bases 294 to 2603 code for a protein of 769 amino acids. The transcript is spliced from 14 exons. Lineage: Eukaryota; Metazoa; Chordata; Actinopteri; Labriformes; Labridae. The record is from RefSeq and is a predicted model, not a curated record. Gene Ontology annotation, biological process: cellular response to nerve growth factor stimulus; protein phosphorylation; multicellular organism development. Gene Ontology annotation, molecular function: ATP binding; neurotrophin binding; transmembrane receptor protein tyrosine kinase activity. Gene Ontology annotation, cellular component: plasma membrane; signaling receptor complex; axon.
UCUAAAAGUGUGUGUAGUGGAAAAAGUCAGCAAACACAUGCACAUCCCUUAUUCCAGUGCUGAGUUGUUAAAAACCACUAGAUAUGAUAAAUAGGUACAUCAUGGGGGUAAACUGGUUAAGUCAUUUUGUUGCAAAGCUGCAGAGAAACAGCACACAGCCAAAGGGAGAGGCAGACAGGAAGAAGGACUGCUGGGGCAGAGCUCGAGGUCAGAGGUCAGGUCAAGGAUCUAACAAAGAAGACAGGUCGUAGGCAAGAAGGGUUGGUAACAGAGAAACAGGCCUAGAGGGAGUAAUGUCACCUGUUCACCUGUUCACACCUGUUUUCACCUGUUCACACCUGUUUACCUGUUCACACCUGUUCACCUGUUCACACCUGUUCCCACCUGUUUACCUGUUCACACCUGUUUUCACCUGUUCACACCUGUUUACCUGUUCGUACCUGUUUUCACCUGUUCACCUGUUUACCUGUUCACACCUGUUCACACCUGUUUACCUGUUCCCAACCGGUUCCCUACCUUUCUUGUCUCUGUUUCCCAGAAAUCUGUCGAAGAAUCCGAUCUCCACGCUGUCUUGGCAGAUCUUUGAACACCUGCAGCUCUCUGGACUUCACCUGGAGGAGGUGGUGUUUACCUGUGGCUGUGAGAUCCGCUGGCUGCAGCUAUGGCAACAGAGAGGGGAGGCGGGGCUUAGCAACCAACAGUUAUACUGUGCUGAUAACAUCACGAGGAUCCCUCUGCAGGAUAUGAACAUCAGCAGCUGUGACCUGCCAGACAUCAGUGUGAGUCACAGUAACCUCACGGUGAUCGAGGGGGAUCGAGUGACGGCAAUCUGUAACGGCUCGGGAUCCCCUUUACCUGAGGUGGACUGGCCGAUUAACGGCCUGCACUCAGCACACACUCAGCAGGCCAAAGUGUACGAAAACAACACAAUCCACUCCAUCAACUUCACUCUCUUCAACGUCAGCAGAGAAGACAACAACAUUCUGUUAACCUGCACAGCGACCAACGUGGUCGGUAUGACCAACGCCUCAGUACAGCUCACUGUGCACUUCCCUCCCUCCAUCGUGAAGCUCAAAGAGCCUGAACGCCGCCAUGACACCUGCAUAGAGUUCACCGUGAGGGGCUCGCCACACCCAUCGCUACGCUGGUUCUACGAGGAGCAGGAGAUCACACACACAGAGUACGUGCGUCCUGAUAUGGAUAUCUAUCAGGACUACAUCGAGGGCUGUCUCACUUUCAAAAACCCGACUCAUCACAAUAAUGGAAACUACACUCUGGAGGCCACAAACUACCUGGGAUCAGCCAACAGCACUGUGUACGGACACUUCCUGGACCAACCAUUUGACGGUCAGUUUGGUCCUUCAGGAACUUUGACUCCAACUGCAGAGACUCACAAACCUGAAGAGGACACAUUCGGGGUGUCUCUAGCCGUGGGUCUAGCAGGUGUAGCCUGUGUGAUGUUGGUUGUUCUCUUCCUUCUUAUGAACAAAUAUGGACGACGCUCAAAGUUCGGGAUGAAGGGUCCUGUGGCAGUGAUCAGUGGCGAGGAAGACUCCGCCUCUCCUCUUCAUCACGUGAACCACGGGAUCAUCAGUCCGUGUACGCUGGACGGAGGAGCAGACGCCGUGGUCAUCGGGAUGACGAGGAUCCCCGUCAUCGAGAACCCACAAUACUUCAGACACGGACACAACUGUAACAAACCCACAACUUAUGUUCAGCACAUAAAGCGCAGAGACAUCAUCCUGAAGAGAGAGCUGGGAGAGGGAGCUUUUGGAAAGGUGUUCCUCGCUGAGUGCUAUAACCUGAGCCCCACCAAGGACAAGAUGCUGGUGGCUGUGAAGACUCUUAAAGAUCCUACUCUAGCGGCGAGGAAAGAUUUCCAGCGCGAGGCCGAGCUGCUGACCAACCUGCAGCACGAACACAUCGUCAAGUUUUACGGAGUGUGUGUGGACGGAGACCCGCUCAUCAUGGUGUUUGAGUACAUGAAGCACGGAGACCUGAACAAGUUCCUCAGAGCCCACGGGCCGGAUGCCAUGAUCCUGGUGGACGGGCAGCCUCUGCAGACAAACGGCGAGCUGGGUUUGUCUCAGAUGCUGCACAUCGCCAGUCAGAUCGCAGCGGGGAUGAUCUACCUGGCCUCUCAGCACUUUGUGCACCGAGAUCUGGCCACCAGGAACUGUCUGGUCGGGAAUGGGCUGCUGGUGAAGAUCGGAGACUUUGGGAUGUCCAGAGACAUUUACAGCACGGAUUACUACAGGGUUGGGGGUCACACCAUGCUGCCUAUCCGUUGGAUGCCUCCUGAGAGCAUCAUGUACAGAAAGUUCACCACAGAGAGCGACGUGUGGAGCUUCGGUGUCAUCCUGUGGGAGAUCUUCACAUACGGAAAGCAGCCAUGGUUCCAGCUUGCCAACAAUGAGGUGAUCGAGUGUAUCACUCAGGGCCGGGUCCUGGAGCGUCCCCGGCUGUGUCCUAAAGAAGUCUACGACAUGAUGCUCGGCUGCUGGCAGAGAGAGCCUCAACAACGCCUCAACAUCAAAGACAUCCAGAAGCUGCUGCUCACUCUGAUGAAGGCCACACCUGUGUACCUGGACAUCCUGGGAUAGAGACAGACCUGAUAAAGGCCACACCUGUGUACCUGGACAUCCUGGGAUAGAGACAGACCUGAUGAAGGUCACACCUGUGUACCUGGACAUCCUGGGAUAGAGACAUACCUGAUGAAGGUCACACAUGUGUACCUGGACAUCCUGGGAUAGAGACAUACCUGAUGAAGGCCACACCUGUGUACCUGGACAUCCUGGGAUAGAGACAGACCUGAUGAAGGUCACACCUGUGUACCUGGACAUCCUGGGAUAGAGACAGACCUGAUGAAGGUCACACCUGUGUACCUGGACAUCGAUCCAAAGAAGAUAAUUAUUCUGCAGGGAAAGUCUGGCCUGGACUCAAACACACCUGGAUAACAAUGAUUGUAGUCUGCUUCAUCCUGCCUGAAAUAAUGAGUUUAAGGAUGGACGAGAUUAGCUUGUAUCUCAGGGUAAUAAAGUGACCUGAAGCUGAGUACGCUCUGGACUUGUGUGGUCCAAUCAGAUCAACUCCUGACUGAACAGUGAAGUAUUGAGUUACACUGGACUGAACUGGAUUCACCUGGUUAUACUGGUCUGGUCUGACGUGGUACCAACAUGUCCUCACCUGUUCAUCUUCAUUUCAGCCUGAAAGCAGGUUCACUGUCCUGUCCCAGUCUGGCCAGGUCACCUGGUCUCUAGGCUCAAUAUUGCAUCAUUACAUUAAGCGUCAUGUGUUUACAUCCUGGUCUCUGAGUUUAGAUUUGAACAUUCAUUCCCUUGACGUCUCUUAACCCUCAAAUGUUUUAUCAUGGUCCCUCUGUAAGUCAGGUCUGGGUUAGUUCAGGUUCUGAUCCUCACCUGUCCUCUGCAGUCCUGGUUAUUACUCAUAUUCAUGUUCAGGAACUUUCUGCAUGUAGUUCUGUAGACUUCUAUAGAAAGCUUUAAAGGUGGAUGUUUGUCUAUCACUGAAGCUGUCUGCACAUAUUGACUCAAUGUGUUCACACUGACUUCUUACAGUGCUGAACACAUGAACAGACAUUUUCCUGAUGGAAUUUGAUUAUGCUGUUUGAUAUGAAGCUUUGAAUAUUUGUCUUUAUUUCAUGUCUGUCUCACCGUUCACUUCACUGUUGUUUCAUCGUAUGUGAUUGAAACUGAAGGAGGCUUUUAGUCAGCAGCUCAGCUAGCACCCCCCAAAGUCAAACUGAAGAACGCCGAAGAAACAGAAACCAUGAUGCAGCUUUAUUACUGCGUCUGUUUGGGAAUCUGUCUCUCAGUUAAACUUCUGUAGAAGAAGAACAGGGAAUGAGGAUUCAGAGACUCAGCUUCUGUUCCCAGCCUGAUAUUCUCUCAGAGUCUCCUCCACUGUUUAAAUGUUUAAACUAUUUAAUGAGCUUCUUUUAGGUUCCAACA